Molecule: messenger RNA, 2917 nt
Organism: Ceratitis capitata (Mediterranean fruit fly)
Lineage: Eukaryota; Metazoa; Arthropoda; Insecta; Diptera; Tephritidae
Product: calcineurin subunit B type 1
Exons: 4
Coding region: 364-876 (170 amino acids)
Molecular function (GO): calcium ion binding; calcium-dependent protein serine/threonine phosphatase regulator activity
Source: RefSeq, a predicted model, not a curated record
AUGUGUGUGUAUUCAUCAGAGAACGAAUAAGCAGCGGAAUAGGCGAAAAGAAAAUCUGUGAAUAUAUUAAUUGCAAAAAAUCUACGCCUGGCAAAAUAAAGUGAAAUCUUGUAAUAAAAAACACAAAAUCCUUCUACGCAGAUUGUAAAUCAUUUAAAGAAGUGAUAUAUAUUCAUCUCUCAAACUCACAAUUGGAAGAAAACUUGUAAACCGAACCAAGUGUGAAGAAGUGGACGUAAAAGGAAGAAAAUAGCCAACAACCCAGGGAGUAAUAUUGAAAUAAAACAUUUUCCAAUUGGAAUCAUCUGUUUUAUCUAAUCUCGGAAAUUUUUUCGGACUUCUCACAAGAAAUAUCAAUAAGAAAUGGGUAAUGAAACAUCCUUGCCCAUGGAGAUGUGCUCCAACUUUGAUGCCGAUGAGAUUCGGCGUUUGGGCAAACGUUUUCGUAAACUCGAUUUGGAUAACUCGGGCGCAUUGAGUGUUGACGAAUUCAUGUCUUUGCCAGAACUCCAACAGAAUCCCUUAGUACAGCGCGUCAUCGAUAUAUUUGAUGCGGACGGUAAUGGUGAAGUCGAUUUCAAAGAGUUCAUUCAAGGUGUAUCACAGUUUAGUGUAAAAGGUGACAAACUAUCAAAGCUACGUUUCGCCUUUCGCAUUUACGACAUGGAUAACGAUGGUUACAUAUCGAAUGGCGAACUUUUCCAAGUUCUAAAAAUGAUGGUUGGCAACAAUCUGAAAGAUACACAAUUACAACAAAUUGUUGAUAAAACUAUUUGCUUCGCUGACAAAGAUGAGGAUGGCAAAAUUUCUUUCGAUGAAUUUUGUUCCGUAGUCGGUAACACAGAUAUACACAAAAAAAUGGUUGUAGACGUUUAAAGUCAUUUUUGAAAACGAUAUAAAUGCAACACUUUAUAUAAAAUUAUAUAUUUUAUAAACAUUUAUUAUUUUGGGAUUUUAUUGUUCUUAUUAUUUUUAUUGUUAUAUCUCGAAAAAAAAACUGUACACACAAUUCUUAUCAUAAUCGUAUUUUUAAAUAGUUGUUCCGUUGAAAAUGGGUUUUAAAGUUUUUUCAAGUAUAUUGAUGUGUUUUUUCAAAAUGUUUGCGUGCUCGCCAAACAUUAUGAUUGCCUGAAUACAUGAAACAAUAUAGAUAAAUAAAUAUAGAUAUGAAGGCAUUACAAAGGACACCAUAUAAAAUAAAGCGUACUUUUAACUAAACACUCUUAAAAUUAAUACAAAUCCAAGUGAAGGAAACAAAGAAAUCGUUGCAAACUUGUUAAAAACAGUACGAAUUAAUUAUUUAUUUCAAACGAUUAAAAUCAAGUAAAAAAUGAUACAUUAAACGCUGAAAAUAAAAAUGAAUAUGCUAAAAUUAAUGCAAUAUUGUAAUAUUAUAUAUAUAUACAUACAUACUUAAAUACACACAUAUAUACAUUAAGCCAAAAACACAUCCAUAUGAAUUGUAUAUUUAGUUGCAUCUAGAGCAAUAAAAUGGUAUAAGUAUUCUAAGAAAAUGUACAAUAUAUUCAUUUGCCAGAUAAAUUCAAGCAAAAUAAAACAAUUUGGAAUCACAUGUAAUAUCAAUGUGAUUUAUUUGCUAUUUAUUGUAAAACAGUCCUUUAUAUGAAAUAAUCUCAAAUCAAUUAUUAUUUGAAUAAUACGUAGCUAGUCAAAUACCACAAACAGAUCUUUUAAAAACGCUAAAUUAGUAAAAUAACAGAUACCAUUGGUUCAAACUGUCAUUGGUCAAAAAUUGUAUUUAAAAAUCUUUAUUAUGGUUUUUUACGAGUUAAAAUUAUUUUAAAAUGGAGCUGAAUAUUAUAACUGAUCAUGAAAUUAGAAUUCUACUUGAAAAUACUUUCCUUUGUGCCAUAAAAUCCGUUAAUAAUGAAAAAAUGUAUAAACAAGAAUUUGUGUCGAGUCUCGCACAGCGAAAAACUAGAAAAACAGCUAAUCAAAUAUUGAAAAUAUUUUAAUACUAACCAAAUUUUCGCCUAAUUGUUUACAUUUGGUUUAUAUUAAUUUUUUUCAGUCUUUAGUUAAAACUUUUUGAGUUUUCGUGGUUUGUUAUGCAUAAUUUUUAUUCGUGUGCGUUUGAGAAUAUGAUAACACUAACUAUAUAUUUAUUUUUUUUUUUUAUCAAAACAUGCACACUUUACAAAACCAUCAAAUUAGAGUAAAAAUGAGUGGUUGAACAAAAAUUAUGGAAAAGUUACGCGACAAGCGUUUAAAUCGAAAGUAACACAAUCUCUUGCAAUAUUAUAUGAAUAUUAUAAAUAUAUAAAUUUAAAAGCAAAUGAAAAACAUGAAAAACUUACUAAACAUCUCUUUAGCUUUUGUUAAGUACUUUGUAGCGAAUAUAUAUAAUAAUAUAAGCGCAAAAUGGCAAUUCGCAUACACAGUUAAAAUAAAGUCUUUUAAUUAAAACUUAUAUGAAAUGUAAUUGCCAUAUUUUUUCUUAAUGCAAAUGGAAUUAGAUAAAAUUAUAAUAAAUUGUAGUAAAUAAUGAAAUUUCUAAAGCUAAGAAAUUAUCAACAUGUGUUAAAAACUCAAAAUCUGCAUGUCGCUUAAGAUUUCAAUUGGAAUCAUGUUGUAAAACACGUAUUUGAUUUUUUAAUCCUUACUUAACAUUUUAUGUUUACAGAUUGAUAUUCCCCUAUUUAUAUGUAGGCGUGUGAAGUUCAACUUCAUUUCGUUCGAAUUUUUCUUUAUUUUAAAUCGAAUUGAUUGAAUUUGCAAAAUUGUAUAAAAAUAAAAUUAAAAAAAAAAUUAAUAUUCUAUUGUAACCUUUUAUUAUUUUUCUUCUACAAAACUAUUUCUGCCUUAACAGUAUGAAUCUUAAAAUCAAACAAUAAAAAUUCACACCAAUGUUAAUUGACACAUUUUAAGUGCGAGUGGUGGUAUGAAAAGUAAAAGA